Molecule: messenger RNA, 1067 nt
Organism: Diprion similis
Lineage: Eukaryota; Metazoa; Arthropoda; Insecta; Hymenoptera; Diprionidae
Product: H2.0-like homeobox protein
Exons: 4
Coding region: 139-885 (248 amino acids)
Biological process (GO): regulation of DNA-templated transcription
Molecular function (GO): sequence-specific DNA binding; DNA-binding transcription factor activity, RNA polymerase II-specific
Source: RefSeq, a predicted model, not a curated record
CAAGAGAAAGAAUGAAAGGAUCCAAUGAUUUUGUGACCAAGUGAACGAAUCAAUCUACCAUGAAAAUCUCAGUGGAAAAUGAACUUCGUCAGACUCGGCAACCCUUGGAGGCAUAAAGUUUAACAACGAAGUUUCUAAAUGACAUUAGUUAAUCGCAUCUCAAAAAUGGAGGACAGUAAUACCCGAGUAUCUGUUUCCGGUGACACAUCGAAACAGUUAAAGUUCGGUAUGGACAGGAUAUUGUCGAAAGAAAUAUCAGCCAAGAAAGAAGAGGAACCCGUGUCAAGGCCUAUACCCAUCCUGUUCAACUCCUCAGUGUCGUCUUGCCCUUGUCCGGGAGGCUGCGCCAGCUGUGAAGUGGCCAGGAAUUGUGCCUCGAUCGGUUUUCCUCAUUCGAAUUUGCCGCUCCUCUCACACCAUAGCUACAACCUUUUCGAGGGCUACAACAACCCCUACAGAGCACCCCUAGUGCGACCGAUAGCCAGAGUGCCCGUGGCUCCAGCGGCAGUCAUAUCGAGUAAUCCAGAGAGCAGCUCUCGUCGUAAGAGAUCAUGGUCGAGGGCAGUCUUCAGCUCGUUACAGCGUAAAGGACUUGAGCGAAGAUUUUCACUCCAGAAGUACAUCACAAAGCCGGAUAGAAGACAAUUAGCUGCUACUUUGGGCUUGACAGAUGCCCAGGUAAAAGUUUGGUUCCAAAAUCGCCGUAUGAAAUGGCGUCACACGAAAGAAGGAGAAUUAACGACUCCCGUUGGACCAGAUUCGACCCAACAAGAACCGCAGCGAAAUCUCGGCAGCGAUUCUUCGAUGUUAAAAAAUUUCUCAGAUUUUAAACGGAGUAAGUCGGAAGUAGAUGAAGAGGAGGUGGAAAUUGAAGUUGACGUUUAGGAACACUGUGUACCGACGAUUUUCAUUUUAAGAAGAGAGUUUAGAGUAGUACGAAAAUGCACGACUGCUGAUUACACGAAUUAUUCUAUUCUUUGUUUAAUUCGAUCUUAUUUUUCCUCUAUUUGUUAAUUCAUAGUAUACAACGUUGAGAAGCGUGUAAUAUAUGUAAAUAAAUCUCUUUG